AUGAGUGAAGUUUUGAGGAGCCCUUCUGACUUGCCCAGCUACGAGUCUUCGUUUACAUACCCAACGUCAGAGGAAACUGCAACGGCACCUUCGGCUGUUUCCGGUAGUGUUGCUGAACUCCAGGAGGCUACUAAAGGACAGCAGAUAGCUCAUAAUACUUCCAUGGCUGCUCCUCAGCGAGUGCAGCCACUACUGCCUUAUUCCCAGCAUAUGCCAGGUCAUUCACCUACAGCGCCAAUGGAGUCUCUGCCAACGAGUACUUCAAUAUCAGGGCCUAUAGUGCCUUUGGGACAGUUAGCAAUUGUUCCGUAUAUUCCUAGCGUUGCGGAGGCGCUUGCAUCGAACGCUCCAUCAUAUACUGCUGCGCUCACGCAGCUAAGUAGCACUGGCAUGGCAGAAACUAUGAGUGUCCUUUGUAAUAGCGAGCCCCAAGUGGUUUCUGAAUACGCAGAGCUUUUGUCCAAAGCUGGAACUUUAUUGCAUGAAGGUCAGCUUGAAGAGCCUUAUGGCCUGGCGCUAGAAAAUAGGUUCAUUGCAUUGACCGAGUCUUUGCCACACUACUUGGCACUGGAACACCCAGCUGCUUCUCAGUUAUAUGUCAUUGCGGAACGUUGCUUUGACAUUCUAAUCAAGCUUUCGAUGAACGAUUCAAAGCCUUCGCUUUCUUCACAUACAAUCAAGUUUCUUACCAGCAUCAUGAUCAAUCUCAACUACUGGGAAAUUUAUAACCUCAUUAGAUGGAAACCUGCAAUCUCCCUGUUUUUGGCACUUAUAAAGUUCGAUAUGAAUGAUUGCUAUAAGAAUUUCAUCAAGAACUAUUCCAAUUUCAAGCAUAGACAGGUCCAAUACCCUUCUGCCAUGGUUGAAAAGUUUAGCAUAUUAAGAGCCAAACGGAGGAGGGAGCGUGAUCGCCGCUUUUCUGAAGCAUCGAUGUAUGAUGGUGAAGACGAUAGAGAAUCGCAUGAAGACCACGAUAAAGCCGAUCAAAAGGCCAAGGAGAAGAAGAAAAAGGUGGACGCAAAACUAUCUGCGCAUAGGGUCAUCAAGAAACCGGAACUCAAGUCUGCCAGUGCUCGCUCUUCUAAUUACGAUCCCGACGUCAUUCACGAGUGUCAGCUUCCUUCUGCUGAAGAGCCAGGCAAGUUGUGCCUCAGGAGGUUCUCCAGAAAGUAUGAACUCAUACGGCAUCAGGAUACCGUGCAUCUGAAGAAGAAGAAGUUGUUCAAGUGUUUUGUUUGUGUGAAGCAAGACCCUGUAAUGGGUCCAAGAAUAUUUACGAGGCAUGAUACGUUGGCAAAGCAUAUAAGGGUAAACCACCGCAUUUCUGGAAAAGAAGCCAAAGCUGAGGUUGCAUACUCAAAGAAGCACGCUGAAAUUGUUGAUGAAGGCGACAUUACUGUUCAUGUGGGUCGUAGAAAGACCAAGGUUGACUUUGAACUACGUGCCCACAUGAGUAAAAGAGGUGCUCGGGAAGCACCAGAUGGCAGUAUUAUCUUUGACGAUGAAGAUAUGUUAUCUGGCGAAGAAGGAGAGCCAAUGAUAGACGUUGUUUAA
Molecule: messenger RNA, 1554 nt
Organism: Candidozyma haemuli
Lineage: Eukaryota; Fungi; Ascomycota; Pichiomycetes; Serinales; Metschnikowiaceae
Gene: FGR15
Product: Fgr15p
Exons: 1
Coding region: 1-1554 (517 amino acids)
Source: RefSeq, a predicted model, not a curated record